AUGGAUCUCACUCGCAGUUUUUUCCGAGCUCGGCGUGCCGGGGCCCGGCCCGCGGUGGUGCUGGGCGCCAUGGAGAUGGGCCGGCGAGCCGGCUCCGAGGCGAGCGCCGAGCUGCUCCGCGCCUUCCUGCGCCGCCGGCACCGCCUCAUCGACACCGCCUUCAUGUACGCGGGCGGCGAGUCCGAGCGCAUCCUGGGCGCGCUGCUGGCCGGCGGCACCGAGCCCGUGGAAGUGGCCACCAAGGCCAACCCGUGGGAUGGGAAGACGCUGAAGCCGGAGAGCGUGCGCUCGCAGCUGGACACGUCCCUGGAGAGGCUGCAGCGGACGAGUGUGGAGCUCUUCUACCUCCACGCUCCUGACCAUGGCACCCCGGUGGAGGAAACCCUGCGUGCCUGCAACGAGCUGCACAAAGAGGGGAAGUUUAAAGAGCUUGGCCUGUCAAACUACGCCGCGUGGGAGGUGGCAGAAAUCUGUGCCAUCUGCAAGUACAACAACUGGGUGAUGCCAACUGUGUACCAGGGAAUGUACAACGCGACCACGCGCCAGGUGGAGGCCGAGCUGUUCCCCUGCCUCAGGCACUUUGGGCUGCGCUUCUACGCCUACAACCCGCUGGCAGGGGGGCUGCUGACUGGCAAGUACAAGUACGAGGACAAAGACACGCGCCAGCCCACUGGGAGAUUUUUUGGGAAUGACUGGGCUCAGGCCUACAGGGACAGGUACUGGAAAAAACACAAUUUUGACGGAAUUGCACUGGUAGAAAAAGCUCUGAAAGAGGCUUAUGGCUCCACUGCACCCAGCCUGGCAUCUGCUGCACUGCGCUGGCUCUACAACCACUCCAAACUGCAGGGUUCUCUGGGAGAUGCAGUGAUCAUUGGCAUGUCCAACUUGGAGCAGCUGGAGCAGAACCUCAACUACAGCGAGGAGGGUCCCCUGCUGCCGGCCGUGGUGCAGGCGUUCGACGAGGCCUGGAACCUGAGUGCACACGACUGCCCCAACUACUUCCGCUAGGGGAGGAAGGCUGGGAUACCCAGCACAGGCUCUGGAGCCUCGGGAGAGGUACUGCCCACCCCGCCCCCCCAUGCACGGCUGGAGGGCUGCAGGUUCUUCCUGAGUCAGUGAAGCUUUGCAGGAUCCACACCCGUGCCUUAGUGCUCCCUGCAAGCCCCUCAGCUCCCCCAGCACAGCCCGUGAUUCAGGAUGCAGCUGAUCAGGAAAAUGAACACCUUAAUGAGGUGAAGGCCCCUGUUCUGCUUUAAUGUGAAAUCUUAAAUAAUUACAUACAAUAAAACCUCUUUCUAGUGCAGA
Messenger RNA from Onychostruthus taczanowskii (white-rumped snowfinch), 1305 nucleotides. RefSeq names its product aldo-keto reductase family 7 member A2 (gene AKR7A2). The record is from RefSeq and is a predicted model, not a curated record. The transcript has 8 exons. The coding region runs from base 1 to 1008 and encodes 335 amino acids. NCBI's taxonomy places the organism in Eukaryota, Metazoa, Chordata, Aves, Passeriformes, Passeridae.